AUGAACGCCACCAGGGUGCGCCACGUGGAGAGCGCGCUGAUACGGCUCGACCAGGCCAGGCGCGGUGAGACGCCGAAUUUGCCCUUGGACCUGUUCCUGCGGCGGUAUUUCCAGGCGCACAAGUUCCUCGACUCGGCCGACCGAGCCUGGAUCUCGGAGAAAACCUACGAGCUAUACAGAUGGCGCGGCUUACUGGACCACUUGACGCCGCAGCCACACAGCUGGGCGAACAGGAUGAGGACGUUUUUCCUGAACGACCGAUGGCGCUCGCAGACGCAGAAUGACAAGCUGCCACACAAUGUCAGGUGCUCCUUCCCCAAGGAGCUCUUCGCGCGCAUGGAGGGUUCUCUUGGUACGAAAGCUGCGAUCAAGGUCUCCAACGUGCUGAACGAGCCUCCACUUACUUUUCUGCGCGUCAACACUUUGAAGAUAUCGCGGGACAAGGUGUUCUCAUUUUUGCUGGCAAAGUCUGUGGCUGUUGAGAAGACGGUGAGUUCCAAGUCGGGGCUGAUGCUGUCCUCGAAGCAAAAGUUGUUGGACCUCCCCGAGUACAAGCUCGGAUACAUUGAGAUUCAGGACGAGUCCUCCCAAUUGAUCGCGCAGCAGGUGGACGCGAAGCCCGGGCAACACGUGCUGGAUUUUUGUGCCGGCAGCGGCGGCAAGUCGCUCUGCGUGGCGCCUCCGAUGCUGAACAGGGGGCACGUGUACUUGCACGACACUCGCGACACGAAGCUAUCGAAGUCGCGGAGGCGCAUGCGCAAGGCCGGCAUCACGAAUUACACCAUUCUGCCACCCUCCCACCCACUGCUUCCCAAGCUGAGAGCGAAAAUGGACUGGGUACUCGUUGACGCGCCGUGCUCUCAGUCGGGCGCGAUCCGGAGGAACCCCGACAUGAAGUGGGCGUACAGCGACGACCGCCUCUGGCGUUGGGUCGCGCAGCAGAGGGAGAUCUUCGAGGCGGCGCUGAAGUACGUCAAGGACGACGGGAAGAUCGUCUACGCGACCUGCAGCGUCCUGGACGAGGAGAACGCCCAGCAGGUGCGCUUCUUCUGCGAGAAGUUCGGGCUGUACCUGAGCCGGCCGCCGCUGCACGCGCUGCCGCAGAGCCGGGGCAUGGACGGCUUCUUCUGCGCGACCAUGGAGCGGCGGUAG
Prorocentrum cordatum is the source of this 1152-nucleotide messenger RNA. The record is from the annotation of a GenBank genome assembly. NCBI's taxonomy places the organism in Eukaryota, Dinophyceae, Prorocentrales, Prorocentraceae.